AUGGCAUCUGCGACUCCAGCUCCCACCGAGCAGGCUCCUCCUAGGCCGCUCUCCUUCGCCAAGGUUGCGGCUUCCGCAAUAAAGCCACAGAUGUCGAAAGAUUCUGCCCCAAAAGCGAGACCACCUGUUGCGACGCCUCGAGUACCUGCCAUUGCUCAGAAGACGCGCGCUAUUCCUGCAAACGGCGAUGCUCCAAAGGCGGCCAUGGAGAAGCAAGAAAACAACAAUGCAAACAAAAGUGCUGAAAAUGUCACUUCGCAGCGUGCACCACCAAUUGACAGAGCAGAAUCUUCACCGGUACCACCUGCAGAUGCCAAAGCAGAAGCUGCCGAAAGACCUCAGUCUGCCGCGGUUGCCAAGGUAUCUGCUACAGAAGACAGCAACACUCAGCUCUCUUCUUCUGAUGGAUCAGGAAAACCCCCCAGUAUCGAUGGAAAGAGCGUGGCUUCUGCGACGACGUUCGCAUUGGAUGAGAAGGAGUCGCUGCGACCGGAUGACAGUGCUAGUCUAAGGGCGGUUGAGGAGGAAGACAUCAUAUCUCCUCCAGAUUCAAUUAUUGCAGACUCCCGACAGGGAUCUGAUCAUGGUGCUGCGCGCGCCUUCAGGGAUCAGCUUCAAGAGAUAGCUGUGAUGAACCCCCAGCCCCACCGAGGAGUUCCUCCAGGAAGAUUUCCAACUAUGCCUAUCGGACCCCAGACUUUGUACGAUCCAAAUCAGUCGGUGAACGGCGCGGGACCCAUGUCUCAGCCUCUGGUGAAUGGUAUAUCUGCACACAAUGGCGCACCCAACAUGCCUGCCAUACCAGACGAGAAGCUACUCGAGGCCCUACGCUCUCCACGCGAUCGUUUGUUUGUCGUUAAGAUUGAACAGGACUUUAUCGAUUUUAUCAAGGACUCUCGGAUGCUGGCCCAUCGUCUUGCGGACUACUAUCUACUUGGCCACGUGGUUGAUACCACUAUGACGGGUGUAAAAAUCACGCGCACACCAUAUUGUAGAAUCCCACCGCCUGUGUCGCAAAUGGUUGAUCCUGCAAAGGGAACCAAUACUCCUCCUGUAGAGCUUCCUGCUCGCAAGAUUAUGCGACGCGACGACGGUAAAUCUGGAACAAACACUGGAGCUAACUCGCAGAACGCGUCCAAAACGACAUCUGAGAUGGGUGGUAGUGAGGGUAGCAACGAUGGCGAAGCCAACAAGGACAAGACUGCGCUUUCUCGAGAAGAGCGUGAGGCGCGGUAUCGUGAAGCUCGCCAACGCAUCUUUGGAAGUGCUGAAAGCGAAGAAACCGAUGCUACCGAGGCCAACGGAUCAGGAGAAGACAAAGAAAAGGGAAAGGAUAUGUCGAGGUCAAGCUCUGUUGCAGGAAAGAAGAAGCCCAAAAAACAGCGCAACUAUGACGAUGAUGACUUUCAGGCUCGAUCCCGAUUCAACGUGUACUAUCCACAGCAGUAUCCUGUUGCUGCCUACGCCGGAGACAAUGCCGUCUAUUACAACGGCUUCCCAGGGCCUACACAGAACGCUCCAUUUGCGGCUAUGAACCCUGGGGCCUCGCCUUCAACAACAUACAGUAACCCGUACCCUGGCAUGAUGAACCCGGAAGCACAGCAGCAAUAUGGAUGGAACGGACAGCAGUAUCAGCCCUCGAAUGGAUCGAUGAUGAUGUAUCCUGGUUACGGACAAGGACAGAAUGGAUACGACUUGUCGGCAGACUUUCAGCGGGGCAUGUCUUCGUUUCAGAACGCCGGCGUACCGUCCCAAGUGACGCCAAAGAUGGCUAACCCACAGAUGGCGUCCUACCAAGACAAUUAUCAGCAGCCUCAACAUAUGCCUAUGAAUCCGGGAUGGCCGCAAAAUAAUCAGCAGCCGUCAUAUCCGAUGGCGCAGAACAACUACGGGGCUCCAAAUGGACCAGGCAAUCGUCCAAUGUCUGCGCCUCAUCAAGCUUCGAUGCAAGGCUAUCCAUAUGGCCAGUUUCCUCCCAAUGCAUACAAUGGCAAGCCGAACCGUAAUCAGCAUCCUAUCCCGGGAAGCUACAACCGUGGACAGUUCAAUCCACAGACUCAAGCAUUUGUUCCCGGGGGACGCAACAUGCCUUUUGGCAUGCAGCCCAACAUGAUGCAGCCACAGCCACAGAUGAAUGGCUAUGGUGGGUAUCAAAUGUCUGCUCAGACCUCUAUGCCUGCCCAGAUGCCUAGGCACAGUCCAUCUGCCACUUCCACGCCAUCAUUUGGAUCACCUCAAAGCAUGCAGGGCAAUGCCUCUGCUCCGACCAUGAAUCGAAUUGCAUCGCAAUCUGGCGAUCCGGGCUCACAGAGCAGCAUCGCCAAGUACGGCACGCCCGCACACUUACCUCCGAAGCCCCCUGCACCCGCACCAGCACCGCCAUUUGCCCUACCUUCUAUGACGCGAGUGCCGUCGUCUGGAAUGCCUAACAACGCUCCCAAUAUGCCCGCUCGAUGA
Messenger RNA from Bipolaris victoriae FI3, 2457 nucleotides. RefSeq lists its product as hypothetical. Gene Ontology annotation, biological process: galactose metabolic process. Bases 1 to 2457 code for a protein of 818 amino acids. The record is from RefSeq and is a predicted model, not a curated record. The transcript is spliced from 4 exons. Gene Ontology annotation, molecular function: nucleic acid binding. Lineage: Eukaryota; Fungi; Ascomycota; Dothideomycetes; Pleosporales; Pleosporaceae.